Molecule: messenger RNA, 532 nt
Organism: Cinara cedri
Lineage: Eukaryota; Metazoa; Arthropoda; Insecta; Hemiptera; Aphididae
Source: the annotation of a GenBank genome assembly
AUGUGGGAUACGACCGGUUUGAUUACUGUGAAUUGUCCGCCAAAAAAAAAAAUUCAGGAUCUGACUACAAGGACCUAUCUCAAAGAACAAGAGUUAGAAGUUCACACCAGAGUUUUUUUGAUGCCUCUGAAUCGUCUGUCCAACUGUAUGGGAAAGAUAAAUUUAAAGUAGAAACCUUUCUUCCCAUAAUAUUGGUACCCUAAGCGUGCAUCUAAAACAGCAGUUGGGUUCGUACAAGGACAUUAUUCAGGGGUUUGGUUUGGUUUUUAGCUUGAAAACACUAAAUUCUGCAGUAUUGAGACAAUGUUGCAAAGAACUUGCUAACAUCUAUAACAAAGACGUUAAUGAAGCAGAGUUAGAAAUGGAAUGUGUGCAUUUAAAAGAAUACUUGGAACAUGUUUACAGUGAAAAUGAAGAAACUGAUAGUAUAUUAAGAAUAUAUCAUCUUUUGAAAGGAUACAAAAUUGAAGAUACAUUUCCAAAUGUAGAAAUUGCAUUGAGAAUAUUUUUAAGCAUGAUAGUAACUAACUGA